CUGGAAUCUUCCGUCCAGAGAGAGACGAAUCGCUCGAAGGGCCCGACCGACCGGAGAAGAGUCCCAAGCUUCAACCGGCGAAGAUCUCCGAUCAAAUAGAAGAAGCAGCAGAAGCUGAAACAGCACCGGCGAUAUGCUUCCCACAUCUUCAUCGAAAGGGCGGACAAGCUCUCGCGCCCGGCCCAAUUCCGUUCUCCCUCAGUACCUCCGUAGAAUUGUCAAGUGGCAACAAAUGGACAUUGAAUAUACUUUCUGGCAAAUGCUCCACCUAUGUACCUCUCCAAAAGUGGUGUUAGUAUUUCUAGAUCUAUGAAUUUGUAUGACAUUUUCGUGCUGACAACAUCGCAGGUUCAUUGAUAAAAGGCGUGUUUUUAAAAUCUCUCCCUCCCCUCCCGUGCUGAAUCACAAAUGGAUAGCAUCAAGAAUUUUUUUUAUUUGAUGAAAUUUUAAAAUCUCUCCCUCCCCUCCCGUGCUGAAUCACAAAUGGAUAGCAUCAAGAAUUUUGUUUUUUUAUUUAAUAAAAACAUGUAAUAAGAACAAGAAUUUUGAGAAAUCCAACGAGCUAAACUAUGUUCUUAACUCUUAAGUUGUAUAUUCUUUAUUUUUACUUUUGCAUGUUGCACGUGCAAUGCUUCUACGGAUCCAGAUAUCAGCACACUAAAUACCACAAACAAACUAAGAAUCAAUGGGCACGUGAUGAUCCUGCCUUCAUUGUUAUAUGCAGUCUUCUUUUGUUGGUUUCUACAUUAGCGUACUGUGCUGCGUAUGAUCACAGUGUGGGGCAUACAAUUUUUGUGGUCAUUUCUAUUUUUCUUUUUCAUUUUUUAAUAACUGGAGCUGCGUUGUCAACAUGCUGUUGGUUCUUGACCAACAAUUAUCUUAGAGAGGAAGCUCCCAACAGUCAUGUGGUGGAACAACGGGUAGAAUGGUUGUAUGCAUUUGAUGUCCACUGCAAUUCUUUCUUCCCAGUGUUCAUCAUGCUCUACGUCCUGCAUUAUUUUAUAUCCCCAAUUUUGGUUGCUCACGGUUUCAUUCCCCUUUUACUGUCGAAUGUGCUCUUCAUGGUUGCUACCUCCUACUACCACUACCUCAACUUCUUAGGCUAUGAUGUAUUGCCCUUCCUGGAAAGGACCACUUUUUUCUUGUACCCAAUUGGCAUAGUUAUUGUCCUUUCGCCUAUUUUUAUAUUGAGUGGUUUCAACCCAUCAAGAUAUUUCAUGAACCUGUAUUUUAGCAGAAUUUCAUGAUCGCGGCCAAAUUUUGAGCGAUGCGGUGAGUGAGUCAUAUGACAUUCUUGUGGGGUGGGGUGGGGGGGAUCUGUAGUGGCGUGUCGUUAGCGUAUCUUAUCUUA
Cuscuta campestris is the source of this 1351-nucleotide messenger RNA. NCBI's taxonomy places the organism in Eukaryota, Viridiplantae, Streptophyta, Magnoliopsida, Solanales, Convolvulaceae. The record is from the annotation of a GenBank genome assembly.